UUUGUUUUGAUUGUUUGCUGUUUCUUUAAUUGUAUUGGAUUUUAAUUUGAUUACGUGAUUUAAAUUGUGUUAUUUUAUUCAUCCUAAUGGGAUCAUCACUGGAUCAAAAUAGUUACCUUAAUGGUUGCACAUCAUCUGAGGCCUAUACGAUUGUCUAAUUUGUCUCUACGAAGAAGAAGAAAAAAAUGUCUCCGUUAAUUGGAUCAACUAGUUUCAAGAUAAUUAAUUUCCCUGGUUUACUUGGACUUCAAUCAAUCAAUUGGAUCAAGUUAAAUUUGGUUAACUGGUAUUCAAAGAAAUCUACUGAUGAUGAAUUUUGGUUGGCUCAAUUUGAAAAGGAAAAUGACCUUAUCUAUGGACCUAAUCGUUGUAAUCAAAGUAUCAACACCAACAACAACAACAACAACAAUCAAGGAACAAUUAAUGGAUUGAAACAAUUAACACCACUGGAAAUUAUCAAUAAUUAUUCAGAGGUGUUACCAGUCUCAUGGGAACCUGAUGAUUUGAUUAAAUUUCCUUUAAUCAAUCCACUACGAUUAUCUACUAAAACUACUAAUCAACGAGAUGGUGGUGGUGGUGUUGAUUAUACAAAAGAGGAGGAAUUAAAUGUUAAACGAAAUUUAAUCCUCGAUAAAGCCAAUCUAAAGGUGAAACAAUUUCCAUCGGUUACCAAAGUUAUCGGAGAGACAAUGUCAAUCUCAUCGAGAAAAGCGUUAGAAUUGUGGAAAAGCCGAAUGAUUGAGAAAUUGGGUGAUGAAGGUUUCAAAGAAUAUCAGCAGAAAAUUUUUCGCCGUGGUUAUUGUUUACAUCAGAAUAUCGCAAAUAAAUUGGAGAAGAAAUUUGAUCAGGUUGAAAUAACCGAUGAAAUCUCGGGAUUUUGGAAAAGUUUGGAAAAUGUUUUCUCACAAAUCGAUAAUGUUAAACUAUUGGAGAAACCGGUAACUCACCCAUUCCUCUGUUAUCGUGGUAUAAUUGAUUGUGUUGCCAAUUAUCAGAAUACCUGUUACCUGAUUGAUUGGAAAACUUCAUCUAAACCCAAGCCAACAAUUUACAAUCUUUAUGAUGAACCCUUACAGGUUGUCUCUUACCUUGGUGCUCUUAAUUUUGACUAUAAAUAUGAUUAUCAAGUGAUUAAAGCGGCAAUUGUUAUCUCCUAUGAAGAUGGUUCACCGGCUCAUGUUCAUCGUUUAUCUCAAUCACUUUGUAAAAAUUAUUGGAUUAAAUGGAUUCGUCGACUUGACCAAUACUGGUCAACAUAUUUACAAAAUAAUCAAAAAGCUUUACCAAAAAUAGAAACAUAAAAAUCUAAUCAACUUUGUUUUUCUAGAUAAUAAUUAAUAAAAUGUAAACAAAAACUUAAUUUUCAUCUCGAAAAUAUUAAAAAUGGGAAAACUUAACAAUCCAA
Molecule: messenger RNA, 1405 nt
Organism: Panonychus citri (citrus red mite)
Lineage: Eukaryota; Metazoa; Arthropoda; Arachnida; Trombidiformes; Tetranychidae
Product: mitochondrial genome maintenance exonuclease 1-like
Exons: 2
Coding region: 186-1301 (371 amino acids)
Biological process (GO): mitochondrial DNA replication
Cellular component (GO): mitochondrion
Molecular function (GO): single-stranded DNA exodeoxyribonuclease activity
Source: RefSeq, a predicted model, not a curated record